This is a messenger RNA of Xenopus tropicalis (tropical clawed frog), 3683 nucleotides long. It is a transcript of the gene nt5dc4, whose product is annotated as 5'-nucleotidase domain containing 4. Gene Ontology annotation, biological process: carbohydrate derivative metabolic process; purine nucleotide metabolic process; purine nucleoside monophosphate metabolic process. Bases 16 to 1773 code for a protein of 585 amino acids. The transcript is spliced from 18 exons. Gene Ontology annotation, molecular function: 5'-nucleotidase activity; nucleoside phosphotransferase activity. The record is from RefSeq and is a predicted model, not a curated record. NCBI's taxonomy places the organism in Eukaryota, Metazoa, Chordata, Amphibia, Anura, Pipidae.
GUUUAGGAGGGAGGGAUGGGGCAGCGGCUGUCCCUUUCUGAUAACCUAAUCAGCCGAAUAAGAGAGACCUUUGGGCUUGUGAAGAGCAAACUGCAGGGAUAUGAGGCUCAGUGCAGGCUGAGAAGGGCACAGAGCACACAGCUGGCACUAGGAGGUGCAGUUGCCAUGGGCAGUAUCAGCAAGGAGCACAGUAUUGGCACAGAUGGUCGCCAGCUGCAUGAUCGCCGCUUAAGCCUCAAGAAUACAACUUCCAAUGACUUCAAAGCAGUGAAGAGGGAUUAUGACCAUAGGGUGUUUGUGAACCGUAGCCUGGCCUUGGAGAAAAUCAAAUGUUAUGGCUUCGAUAUGGACUAUACUCUGGCAAUGUAUUCUUCCCCUGCCCAUGAAGAACUGGGGUUUGAGCUAUUGCUGGAUCGACUUGUCAGCAUUGGAUACCCACACGAGAUCCUGGAGUAUAAAUAUGAUCCCUCCUUCCCCACCAGGGGUCUGGUGUUUGACAACCUCUUUGGGAACCUGCUAAAAGUUGACUCUAAUGGGAAUAUUCUUGUCUGCACUCAUGGCUUUCACUUCUUAAAAGGGCCAGAAAUCUGGAAAUUUUAUCCUAAUAAAAUGAUCCAAAGGGAUGAUACCAGGAGAUUCCAUGUUCUCAACACACUCUUUAACCUUUCCGAAACAUAUCUUUAUGCCUGCCUAGUGGAUUUUUUCACCAACUGCUCGCGAUACUUAACCUGUGACACUGGCUACCGACAUGGCAACUUAUUUAUGUCCUUUAGGAGCAUUCACCAAGAUGUGAGGGACGCAAUGGACUUCAUGCAUGACUCGGGCUGCUUAAAGGAGAAAACUCUAAAAGAUUUGGAGAAAUAUGUAAUAAAAGAUCCACGCACACCAGUUUUGCUCACCCGAAUGAGGGAAGUGGGAAAAGUCUUUCUGGCCACAAACAGUGAUUAUAACUACACAGAUGCUAUUAUGACUUACCUGUUUGAUGAUGGCCAGGAUCCAGACAAAGACAUGGACACCCCCAAGAAAUCCUGGCGCUCUUAUUUUGACUUAAUUGUCGUGGAUACCAGGAAGCCACUCUUUUUUGCAGAAGGAACUGUUCUACGGCAAGUCAACACCGACAAUGGAAAGCUGAGGAUUGGAACAUAUACCGGCCCACACCAGCACUGUGCAGUGUACUCAGGAGGCUCCUCUGACAUUGUGUGCGAUCUACUUGGGGUGAAAGGGAAAGAAAUCCUGUACGUGGGGGAUCACAUAUUUGGGGACAUCCUGAAGUCUAAGAAAAAGCAAGGAUGGCGGACCUUUCUGGUGGUACCUGAACUUGCCAAGGAACUCACUGUCUGGGCUCACAAAAGUGAACUUUUUGAUGAACUGAAAAACCUGGAUGUGGUUUUGGCUCACUCGUACCAGCACAUGGACAGCAGCAGCAACAAGCCUCCUGAUAUUAGCGCCAUUCAGAAGCAGAUCCAGAGGGUAACGCACGAGAUGGAUAUGUGCCAUGGGAAGAUGGGCAGUCUGUUCCGCUGUGGCUCCAGGCAGACACUCUUCUCCAGUCAGCUGAUACGAUACGCUGAUAUCUACGCCGCCUCCUUUGUGAACCUAAUGUACUACCCCUUUAGCUACUUGUUCCAGGCACACCCUGUACUGAUGCCACAUGAGUCCACAGUGGAACAAGUGAGCGCAGAUGGAGAAGGUGAAAGCAAAGAACAGCUUUACUUCUAUGGGAAACAGAGGCUAAAACAACUGACACACGACUCGAGUGAAGAGGACAACUGAAGCCGCAUAUUUUCCAGAAAUGCCAGAACUCUAUUUACUCAGCACCCUGGGUUGACGCCUGCAAGAUGGGCCAGACCAAGUAGAUUACAGGGUCUAUGAACCUAUUCCGUUUCUUUUUUUUCUCUCAAUAGGAAGACAAAGGGUAUUUAUGUUUCUCAUCACCAACUGCCUUUACGGAGCCUCUGGCAUUUAUAUUAUUCUGCAUUGUAUUCCAAUGGUACAGGCCUCUCAGAUUUCCCAGCUUUGGAGCUCCCACUGGGUAUAUGGGCAGUAAGGACUAACUUUUCAUAGCAGGUACUCGGAUUAUGAUCAAGUCAGGUGCCCAACGCCAUCUACAUUUUAUACAUAGAAGUAUUAUUAUUAAGGUUACACCCUUAAGGUUAAUAUUGUCAUGUGAUGCAGCUUGUCUUUGAAAUGCACCAAUAGACAAAGUUUAAUUUAUGUUAAAUUACAUGUGCUGGUUUUUGACAGGUGGAGAGAGUUUUUCAUUUAUCAUUCCAGAUAUGCAGCCAAAAUAAUAUAGGACUGAGAAAGUUGUUCCAGCUGGGUGUACAUUAGUUGCAGUGUGGUAUCUGUCUGCCAAUUUUCCUGCGCCAUAGUCAGAGUGCAAAACCAUUGUGCACACGUAGCCACCAUGAGCACAAGAAUAAUGGUCUGUAUCAGGAUACAGUGGCCAAGGUACAGAUAGAAUUGUAUGAAACAAAGUAUUCCAACAUCCUGCCUGAUUUCUGCGUAGUAUGGAUAUUGGCUGCUUAGUCAAUCAGGCACAUUGGAAAGUUUAAUGUGUAAUUUAGAAUAGUUUUAGUAAUUUUAUUAGUUGUAAAAAGCUUGGUGAGUUUUCCCCCUAGGGAACUGUAGCUUCAGUUCCCUGUAAUAAAAUAGCUGUAGCAUUUUUGCAAAUUCUCCAUCUACAUGGAGUGCCUUAUCUGCUUACGUACCAUGUUUGGUAAAUUUCUGCCUCCAACUUAUAUAAACUAAAAGCCAUAAGGCACAAUAAAUAUAAAGCAGGCUAUCUUAAAGAAUUCAUUUUAGUUCAACUUGAUGAAAUAUAUUUGAAGUUGGUAAAGGUUUGUGCUUCUAGAAUUCUAUACCCACAGAUAGUUCCUUCUACGCCAGUGAAAUGGGCAAAAUAUAUAUCCCAUUCAUAGUUUAUAACAGGAAAUUGGAAACAUUUUGUUCAAAAAUAAAAUAUUCAAUGAUAUAUUGCAGUUCUCUUCUCCCACUCAAGUGCACCUCUAUGCCUUUUACCUUCUUCAGCAAGAAUUCCUAUAUCACUUGCCAAGCUUGGACCUUUACCACUAAACAAUCCCAAGUGCAUCUUCAGGGCUUGUAUUUGUAACAAAUUCAAGCGCAUUUCUUAAGCCUUUACCUUCCUUAACAGCAAUUACAAGUGUGCCUCCCAAGCUUGUAUCUCUAGCAACCAUUCUAAAUGCACCUCCCUAGCUUGUACCUUUUUCCAGCAACAAUCCCAAUAACAUCUUCAGCUUGUACUUUUUCCACCCAAGAAUUGCAUACCACCCAAGCUUUUUAAUUCUCAUAAGGCAGUACACAGGCUGUACCAUCUUUAGGAUCAAAUCCCAAGUACAGCAACCACAGGUUUUGCUUUCUUUAGCAAUAAUACCUAACUCUUAACUGCACCAACUGCAUGCGCCAUCGCCGCUUAAAGCUUUUCUACAAAGGCACAAUAAAUAAACCUGCAGCACCAACAAAUCCGCUGAUACCUCUUAUUACUUGCAGAUGAUUCUGCAAUGGAUUUAAAAGGUAUAGUUCACCUUCAAGUUUACUUUUUGCAUGAUAUAGAUGUUGGUAUUUUAAAGACAUUCUGUAUUUGUCUUCAAUUUAAAGGAGACAUUUUAGAUACAUGGAAAAAACCCUAAUUUUGUAGGCAAUAAUGAAUAAUAUAUGGUGCU